AUGUCCGGAACCAGUAUUCCUGUCCUCCUGGCCUAUGUUUCUGCAGUAAUGAGGCUCGAAGUCGGAGAUAUAAUCCUGACAGGCACAUCUAAAGGUGUAGGGCUCAUUCAGGCAGGCGAUGUAAUCACAGUAGGAUUGAGGGUUGGCUCAACUAAAGAGGUUUUGGCUGAUCUUAUAUUUGAUGUGGCUGAUCGACAUGGUUCUUCUUUUUUUUAA
This is a messenger RNA of Phycomyces blakesleeanus NRRL 1555(-), 216 nucleotides long. RefSeq lists its product as hypothetical. NCBI's taxonomy places the organism in Eukaryota, Fungi, Mucoromycota, Mucoromycetes, Mucorales, Phycomycetaceae. Gene Ontology annotation, molecular function: catalytic activity. The record is from RefSeq and is a predicted model, not a curated record. The coding region runs from base 1 to 216 and encodes 71 amino acids. The transcript has a single exon.